Neurospora tetrasperma FGSC 2508 is the source of this 2853-nucleotide messenger RNA. RefSeq lists its product as uncharacterized. Gene Ontology annotation, molecular function: RNA polymerase II CTD heptapeptide repeat phosphatase activity. The transcript is spliced from 2 exons. The coding region runs from base 216 to 2819 and encodes 867 amino acids. Gene Ontology annotation, cellular component: nucleus. Lineage: Eukaryota; Fungi; Ascomycota; Sordariomycetes; Sordariales; Sordariaceae. The record is from RefSeq and is a predicted model, not a curated record.
CAAAACAUCGAUCACGGGCGCCAUACGACAAACCCACCACCAAAUUCUUCAACAACCAACACCGAAAAUUGCACGCGCUUGUUGCGCUAUGGGUUUACUCAUCCUACCAAACACCCAUCAUCUACUUUCAUCUCCUCAGGGAGCCCCGUUUUGAGUCGCCACCUUUACACAAUCGUCCGACCGAUCGCACAGGCCGAUAAGCCAUAUUCGCGACCAUGGUCAAAACAAUCCAGCUGGGAAGCCGGCUGCGGUACCCCAUCACCAUCACCAAGCUCUACAAGGAACCCAACCAGCCCAUCAAGAAAAAGGAAGCGCUCUUCCAGUACUCGUUCAAAUGGAAGCGCACCGUCGGCGACAACAUCCGCGGAGAGACAUGGGAAGCCGAAGAAACCACCUACGCCGACUGGAGUUCGCCCUCAGACGGCGAGCUCAAGUCAUGGAAGAUCCGCGUCGGCCAAGAAAUCUCCCGAGAUCAAGACUGCAUGGUCGUCAAGGAGUCGUGCUCCCAUGAUGUCCAGUUUGGCGGCCUCUGCGCCAUCUGUGGCAAGGACAUGACCGAGGUCAACUGGGCCGCCGAGUCCCGCGACAUGGACCGCGCCCCCAUCAACAUGGUGCACGACCAGACACACCUCACCGUUAGCGAGACGCAGGCCCAAAAGACCGAGAACGCCCUCCAGCGCCGUCUGCUCCAGCACCGCAAGCUCAGCUUGGUCGUCGAUCUGGACCAGACCAUCAUCCACGCUUGCAUCGACCCGACCGUUGGCGAGUGGCAGAAGGACCCGUCCAAUCCCAACUACCCAUCCGUCCGCAACGUCAAGUCCUUCCAGCUGGACGAUGGCCCCCGCGGCGUCGCCAACAACUGCUGGUACUACAUCAAAAUGCGGCCAGGCCUCGAGGACUUUCUCAAAAAGAUCUCAACCAUGUACGAGCUACACGUCUACACCAUGGGCACUCGCGCCUACGCCCAGAAUGUGGCGCGCAUCGUCGAUCCCGACAAGAAGCUGUUUGGCAAUCGGGUCAUCAGCCGCGACGAGAACGGCAACAUGUACGCCAAAAGCUUACAGCGGUUGUUCCCCGUCAGCACCAAGAUGGUGGUGAUCAUUGAUGAUCGAGCGGACGUGUGGCCGCGCAACAGGCCCAAUCUGAUCAAGGUCUCGCCAUAUGACUUCUUCAAGGGAAUUGGUGAUAUCAACUCUGGGUUUCUGCCGAAGCAACAGGGUCUGCUUACUCCGAGUGCGGCGGCGACCACGAAUGGUGGUUUGGCGCGCAUUGCACCGGCGCCAUCUCCCGACAAGGAGGACAGCACCACGAUGGAGCCGCCGCUGGAGAAAGCCCUCGAAGAGCAGGAAAAGACGCUAGAAAAACAGAUCAAAGACAGGCCUUUGCAAGCGCUGCAAGAGCAGCAAGACAAACAAGAUGAAGCAGCCGAGAGGGCAUCCGCCACCCCAGAAAACGGCAACACCGAGUCCACCACUCCUCCACCCCCUCAUCACCGGCACCAGGUUUUGCAAGACGACGACCGGGAACUCGCCUUUCUCGAAAACCACCUCACAGCCCUUCACAAAUCCUUUUUCCAAGCUUACGAGCAGAACCGCCUUUCCCAACCCUCCUCCUCUCCAUCCUCGCUCGACACUCAAUCCAUCCCAGACGUAGGCUCCAUCCUCACCACGCUUAAAGCUCAAGCGCUCAGCGGAUGUAAAAUCGUCCUCUCCGGGAUUGUUCCGAUAGGGAUGGACGUCUACCGCUCCGAGAUCGGGUUGCAAGUUGCCAGCUUUGGAGCCGAAUUGCGCAGCUCCGUGACGCGAGACGUGACGCACUUGGUAGUCAGCUCCCAGAGGCCACGGACGAAGAAGGUCAGACAAGCAAUACGCUACCUCCCCAAAAUCAAGAUCGUCAACCAGGACUGGCUGGCAGCGUGUUUCUCAGAAUGGAGGGUGGUGGAGGAGGGGCCUUAUCUCAUCGAAGGACUGGAGGAUGCGCAAAAGAAGUUGAACGAAAAGGUUCAGGAUGCCGAGGCGACAGAGACGGUGAGCGAUGCUGAUGAUACAGACAGCGGAAAUGCGCCGCCGGGGAAAAAGAGGAUCCUGAGAUUAAAGUCGCCACCGAGAGUCCGGUUCGCCACCGCCGCUAGCACUGGGAACGACGAGGACGAGGAUGAGGACGAGGAGGACUCGGAUUCGGGUGGAGAUGAUGAAGACGAGGAUGAGGAUAUGGAUGAGGAGCUCGAGGCGUUCAAGCCAACGGAUGCUGAUGGACAAUUAAGCCCUAUUGAUGGGCUAAAGACGUUCAAUUGGGGUAGCGCGGAUGAAGAGUUGGCAGAAUUUCUUGAAUCUGGUUCGGACGACGAGGAGGAAGAGGAAGAUGAAGAUGAUGAAGAUGGCGACAACGCAAAUGGCGACGAAGAAGAGGAGGCACCCGCCCAGGCGACAACAAACAUAACUACAACAAGCUCGUCCUACGAAAAAAUACCGGCCGCCCAAGGCACUGCGCCCUCAACAAAACGCAAAGCAGACGACGAGGAAGAAGAAGAAAGUCACAAACGCCGGAAAUCCCUCCUUGGUCCCGGUCCCUCCUCGCUUAGAAACGAGCUAAAGGAUGAGGACGUUGAGGCUACAACUGCGGAGGUGGAAGCCCAGGCUGCCCACGAUGAUCAGGAUGUUCAAGAUGCAGAUGACCUGGACAAGGAAUUUGAGGAGCUGGAUGAGGAGGCUUUGGAGGCGGAUUUCCUGGCGAUGGAUGAUGGCGAUGGGGACGAGGCACAAGGGCAACAAGUGGACGGGGAUGGAACGGGGAAUGGAGGUGUUAGUGAGAAUGGCUAGGAGCACAUCUGAAAUUGGGACGAGAAUUGAUAAA